UGCCGCCGCCUCCGUCGCCGUAGCCGCUGCCGGUGCCGCCGCCACCGCUAGCGAGGCCGAGCGGAGCCGUUAGCGCCGCGCCGCCGCCCCUCGCCCACCUCGGAGCAGCCCUGGGCCCGCCCGCCCGUGUCCAGAUUUUUAAAAAAUACAAUGUCUAAUGGUUAUGAAGACCACAUGGCCGAAGACUGCAGGGAUGACAUCGGGAGAACAAAUUUAAUAGUCAACUACCUCCCUCAGAACAUGACCCAGGAUGAGUUGCGAAGUCUGUUCAGCAGUAUUGGUGAAGUCGAGUCUGCAAAACUUAUUCGGGAUAAAGUUGCAGGACACAGCUUGGGCUAUGGCUUUGUGAACUAUGUGACUGCAAAGGACGCGGAGAAAGCAAUAAACACACUGAAUGGCCUGCGGCUCCAAUCCAAAACCAUUAAGGUGUCAUAUGCUCGCCCAAGCUCAGAGGUCAUCAAAGACGCUAACUUGUACAUCAGCGGGCUCCCCAGGACCAUGACCCAGAAGGAUGUGGAGGACAUGUUCUCUCGAUUCGGGCGAAUCAUCAACUCCCGAGUCCUUGUGGACCAGACGACAGGUUUGUCCAGAGGGGUUGCGUUUAUCCGGUUUGACAAACGGUCGGAAGCAGAAGAGGCAAUUACCAGUUUCAAUGGUCAUAAACCCCCAGGUUCCUCUGAACCCAUUACAGUGAAGUUCGCAGCCAAUCCCAACCAGAACAAAAAUGUGGCGCUGCUCUCCCAGCUGUACCACUCGCCAGCUAGACGGUUUGGAGGCCCCGUGCAUCACCAGGCACAGAGAUUCAGGUUCUCCCCUAUGGGUGUAGAUCACAUGAGUGGGCUUUCUGGUGUCAAUGUCCCAGGAAACGCGUCUUCAGGCUGGUGCAUCUUCAUCUACAACCUUGGUCAAGAUGCCGAUGAGGGAAUCCUCUGGCAGAUGUUUGGCCCCUUUGGCGCAGUCACCAAUGUGAAAGUGAUUCGCGACUUCAACACCAACAAGUGCAAAGGCUUUGGUUUUGUGACCAUGACAAACUAUGAAGAAGCCGCGAUGGCCAUAGCAAGUCUGAACGGCUACCGCCUGGGGGACAAAAUCUUACAGGUUUCCUUCAAAACCAACAAGUCCCACAAAUAACUCACUCAUGCUUUUUUGUACGGAAUAGAUAAUUCAGAGUGAAGAAGUUGAAACUUUUUUGUUAGUGUACAACUCAUUUUGCGCCAAUUUUCACAAGUGUUUGUCUUAGUCUAAAUGAGAAGUGAAAAGGUUUUUAUACUCUGAGAUGCAACCAACAUGUUCAAAUGUUUGAAAUCCCACAAUGUUAGACCAACUUUAAGUUUCUUAAGUUAUUUCCUUUAAAAUAUAUAUUAAACAGAAAUCUAAGUAGACUGCAUUGACUAACCAGUCCCUCGGGAUGGUGGUGAAACUGAAGCAUGCUUUAACUUCUAAGACUGUCUAACACCCACUUCAUUCGGUGUCUCCACAAACUGGAUAAAAAAAAUGACCUUUUAAUUUUCGUUUUUAAACUAAAGAUGUUAGACAGAUGCUGAGUGUGCGUUUUCUCAACUGCUUCAACAUUUUAAGCAGUUUCUGCUUUGGUUGACAUGAAAUUGCUUCCCCAAGCAGGUCCCAUUGCCACCUUCUGGUCACUCAGUCCUGGGUUCUGCCAAGUAGUCCUGACAGUGGCCAAGGGCCACCACUGGGGACAGGGCACAAGCUGGGUCAGGCCCUCUAAAGGAGGACACAAUGUUUUCUAAGCCCAGACGUCAAUGGGAACGGACCAAAGAGUUUCAGGGAAACUCCAUAUAUUCCUGAAUCAGAUCUAAGCCCCAGGCACUCCUGAAGAUGUGUAGCUACUCUGACAUUCUGAGUUCCUGUCCACACAUUGCAUGCACAGUGCCCCACACAUCAGAUAUUGUUGUUCUAGCCAUUUCUCCAGUUUCCAAAAGCAUUUAACAUAGCUCGAAUGCAUAAGAUAGCUCUAUUUUUAAUAACAUGAACAUUUGAGCAUUAUAUUUCUCAUAUCCCUUGUGAGUGCUAGACUUUUUUCUACUUUAGUCGGAUUUUGUUUUGAAACUUUGCUUUCAUAUGAACACUCAGCAGGAAAGUACUUACUUCUUGCCAAUUAUCUAUUAACGAAAAAAAGAAAACCUUUGAUUUGUAGUUUUAAAGAUUAACCCUCAAAAAAGUUCUCUUCAUUAUUGCUUUGACAUUUUGGGUUGUUCUGUUAAUUUUCUUUUGCUUUUUUGUGUUUUUUGUUUGUUUUUACUUUUGCAUUUAAGACCAUUAAAUUUGAUUUUGUUUUGCUCAAA
This is a messenger RNA of Myotis myotis, 2306 nucleotides long. RefSeq names its product ELAV like RNA binding protein 1 (gene ELAVL1). Lineage: Eukaryota; Metazoa; Chordata; Mammalia; Chiroptera; Vespertilionidae. Gene Ontology annotation, cellular component: ribonucleoprotein complex. The transcript is spliced from 6 exons. Gene Ontology annotation, molecular function: RNA binding. The record is from RefSeq and is a predicted model, not a curated record. Bases 151 to 1131 code for a protein of 326 amino acids.